CACCGCCACCGAGGAACUUGCCUGCUCGCCUUAUCCAUCCGGGUCAUUUCAAGGUUAAUUGGGAUCGGAGCUAACGCUGGAAUUGUUGACAAUUUGGAGUUGCUUUUGUGACCAUAGCGUUUGCUAUGCCACCAAUUCGCCCACACCAUAAGACACGAAGUGGUUGUAGAACAUGCAAACAACGCAAAGUCAAGUGCGACGAAGAACUCCCUAUGUGCAAGAACUGUACGAGGAGAGGCAUAGAGUGCGUCUGGAUCGAUACCCCACGGCAUGAUUUGGUGGUUCCAGAGACAUCUACCUAUGCUUCAUCGUGUUCACGUGAAAAUCCCCCUUCCACGAUAUCGAGGUGUACUCGCACAGGUUCAUUCGACCUGCUGACUCUCGAAUUAAUCCACCACUUUGCCACCGCUACUUCGCACUCAUUUUCUUCUGAUCCUGCUACGGCAAAUGUUUGGAGAACCAUUGUUCCCAAAAUCGCGUUCGAUCCUAGAAACCAGUGUCUCCUCCACGCUAUUCUCGCCAUGUCGGCACUUCAUGCUCACCAUGCUGAUCCCACGGCAGGUCAUUAUGCGGUAGCCGCGAGCAACUACCACUGGCAGGCCAAAACAGAGUCACACAGGGCAGAAAUGGACGGGAGGAUGGAUGUUCAUGCCAUCUUUAUCACCUUGUCUCUUAUCGCCCUCUAUGAGUUCGCAACGGCAUCCAUAGUCUCCUUAUACUCCGAAUCGAAUGAAUGGCACACUAUGAUCCGAACUAUGUCCGCCAAGGUUACAAGAGUCUGGCCACAGCUCUGGAAUGGUGUUCUGCGUCCGAUGUUGGGUACCCUGGCACCAACAAUCAUAUCUACACCUCUGGAAGAACCAUUCCCAUCACCCUUGUCGACGCUUUUGAGCACCGCGGACUCACCACCAGACGUUGAAGAGCUGCACGAUGUAUCGGUGUACGCCACGUAUAAAGAUUCAAUACGUAUCUUCCAGAAGUCAUGGACAGCCUCAUUCCAGAAAGACUACUGCAUGCAUGCAUCAGGUAUCUGGUGGUCACAGGUACCCAAUACAUUCUUUCGCCUGUUGGCCGAGCGGAGACCUCGUGCACUCAUCAUCUUGGCACAUUACUGCGUUAUGAUGAAACGGAUGGCUGAGGAUGGCCCGUGGUGGGUGAGAAAGCAGUGGGGCAAUGAGGCAGCAAGGAUUGUUUCUGCGCUUGAUGCGCGAUGGUCACCCUGGCUAGGAUGGAUUUCGAAUCAAUUGGAACAGCCAUGCGAAGGUCAAGCAUUCGACGUUGCAAUUAUGGAUUCCACAAAUCUGUUCAGUGAGGCGGGAUCAUUAAUGCCUCCUGCACUGAGUACGGAUCUCAUGAAUUGGCCUCUAGAUACCCUAGGACAAUAUGACGUUUAGAAUAUCUACUAGUCUGCAAUAUAUCGCCGAUAGAUACGAAUUUGCUAGUGGUAUAAUUGAUUCCUCCGUCUACUUGGUCAACGAAC
Molecule: messenger RNA, 1480 nt
Organism: Guyanagaster necrorhizus
Lineage: Eukaryota; Fungi; Basidiomycota; Agaricomycetes; Agaricales; Physalacriaceae
Exons: 2
Coding region: 126-1394 (422 amino acids)
Biological process (GO): regulation of transcription by RNA polymerase II
Molecular function (GO): zinc ion binding; DNA-binding transcription activator activity, RNA polymerase II-specific
Source: RefSeq, a predicted model, not a curated record